This is a messenger RNA of Lepisosteus oculatus (spotted gar), 3437 nucleotides long. It is a transcript of the gene sparta, whose product is annotated as spartin a. NCBI's taxonomy places the organism in Eukaryota, Metazoa, Chordata, Actinopteri, Semionotiformes, Lepisosteidae. The record is from RefSeq and is a predicted model, not a curated record. Gene Ontology annotation, biological process: negative regulation of BMP signaling pathway; cell division. Gene Ontology annotation, cellular component: plasma membrane.
CAGGUGAUGCGGGCGGGCAUAUGACCCGUCUGGGGAUAAUCACUUUAGACGUAAUCAGGAUUGGAUUAUAUACGACUGCGAGCUCUAAUAAACCUGUAUGGUAAACUGUUUAAGAUUAUAUUGGGUUUCUUGAAACUGAAGAAAUAAAGGGGGUUUCAGUUUUCGUUACAAUAUGUUACACAUCAUGUAACUAUUUUUCUCUAUAAUUUCUUGCUACCUCUGUUAAAGGCUUUUUAAGAGGUUACUGUGCUAAUAUUUCGAGAAGAUUUUGGAUCCGCCAGACAAAGCUACAGUACUAGACAGGCAUGGAGAAGGUGGAAGCAGAGGAGCAGAACGAUGCCAGAGUGCAGGUCAUCAAAGAGGACUACCAGAAGGCCUUCGAGUUCAUCAACAGGGGGCUGACGGAGGAUGAGGCAGGCCACAAGGCCGAGGCCCUGAUGCUCUACAGGCAGGGGCAGCAGCUGCUGCUCAGGGGGCUCAGCGUCCCCUCUCGGGGGCCCGAGUGCACAGGAUCUAGGUGGGAAUCUGCCAGGCAGAUGCAGCAGAAGAUGCAGGAGACGCUGACCAACAUCACGACCCGCCUGGUGGCGCUGGAGCCCGACGGAGCUGGGACAAGCCCGGGUCCCGCCAAUGGGGAGCUGGGGUCAAGGAGCUGCGACGGUUUGUACCCAAAAUUGCCUUCAAAGGAAAGACCAGACAGGCCCCCUCCCCCAAAGGUCUUGUUCCCAGAGGGUCAGCCUCCCGGGGCUGUAGGCGGGGUGCCUGUCCCUGGAACUGCCCCCACGUGUCAGGGAGUCUCUGGGGAGCUGCCCCCAGCCUACUCUCCGCAGGCUGCCGAUGGCCACUUCACCAUCUCGUACGGGACAGAUGCCGGGGAGCUCUCCCUGGUCGGAGAGAACUUCUACAGCUCGCUGCCCACGCAGCCGCCGUCCCUCCAGAGCCUGGGGGAGGAUGGCGAGGAGCUGCUCUUCAUCCAGCAGGGGGUGCAGAUCUUCUUCGUGACGCCGGAGGGCCAGGUGAGCGCCCCGUCCUACCCUGGCUACCUGCGCAUCGUCAAGUUCACCGGCGACCACUCCCAGGCGGCACCCCGGCGGCCUCCCGCUUUCCUGCAGGUCUGCGACUGGCUGUACCCCUUAAUGUCGACGGACUCUCCUGUUCUGCUGUGUAACACAGGGGUGUACAUGUUCCCUGAUAUGAUGGCUCAGAUUCCAGGAUCCUAUGUGGGAGUGGUGCUGUCCUCAGAACUGCCUGAGGCAGACCGAGACCUCUUCCAGGACCUGAUGUCCCAGAUGACUGAUUUAAGAGUUCAGCUUUCAGGUGUAUUUGAAAAUUUAAGGGGCUUGCAUAAAAAGGCCCAGGAAGAACCAGCAGACAGUAUCAACCUGAGCCAGAAGGUGCCCAUCGUCCCACUAGAGGGAGAGGCAGCGGAGAAAGAGAAGUCCCUGCCUGACUGGAGUGAGAAAGUUGCCCACGGUAUCCUGUCCGGAGCAUCCUGGCUCAGCUGGGGCCUUGUCAAAGGGGCAGAGUACACAGGAAAGGCCAUUCACAAAGGAGCCUCCAAACUGAGAGAACACAUAAACCCAGAGGACAAGCCAACCCAGGUCAGCCCUACUGUGGCUAAGGGGCUGCAUGUUGCCAAGCAGGCAACCGGUGGAGCAGUCAAAGUCAGCCAGUUUCUGGUGGACGGAGUCUGUACUCUGGCCAGCUGUGUGGGCAAGGAGCUGGCACCUCACGUGAAGAAACAUGGCAGCAAGCUGAUCCCCGAGUCCUUGAAGAAAGACAAAGAGGGCAAGUCCAACAUAGACGGGGCUAUGGUGGUGGCAGCCAGUGGAAUACAAGGAUUUGCAACAGUUUGGACUGGCUUAGAAGUAGCAGCAAAGGAUAUAGCCAAAAAUGUGGCAUCGGAGACCGUGCACACUGUGAAACACAAGUACGGCGCAGCUGCUGGCCAGGCCACAGACCACGCCGUGAACUCUGCCAUCAACAUGGGAGUCACCGCGUUCAACAUAGACAAUCUGGGCAUCAAGGCAGUGGUGAAGAAAACGGGCAAGGAAACUGCCCACGCCAUCCUGGAGGACUACAAGAUUAAGGAAAAACAGGACAAGAAGGAAGAGAAGUAACAGCCCUCAGAUCCCUGCUUUCUGUCCCUUAGAGCCUUAAUAUUUAUCAAAGUAUUUACAUUCUUAAUUUAUAUUCAAGAAGCAAACAAAUUACCAACUAUAAGCUGAAGGUUUACAAUAUAUGAAAUUAAAGAGGUAGCACUUUAAGACAACUUGUCACACUGUAAGAAAACAAGAUGACAAACCUGUGGUAAAGGUGGGGUUGCACUGUCACAGCCUUUAGUUAUAUACAAUGGUCUAGUUUGGACUAGGCUUCAAACCAGAAUUAUACAUCUCUGUUCUUUCCCCUAGCUACCAGCAAAUAUUUUAUAGAUUUACAUUUGUGGUUUAUGUUUCAAAACUAUUGUAAAUUGUUUUCACAAACGUAGUCGACUUAGGCCACCAAAUAAGUCUGGAAAAAUAUACUCUGUUGUGUAACAGGUGGCUAAUCCAAUUCUACAACUAGUUUACAUGAAGAAUACAAAUCAAAGUUUAGUCAAAAUGCUACCUUUUUGAUGGUGACAUAAGCGAGAGCUCUACUGUUGUUGUUGUUGAAUACGUUUGCUUUGAUAAGUGACUUAGCGUUUCUUCAUUAAUAUGCUGUUUUUAGAUUGUUCUAAUCAGCUUUAAAAUUGCAAAUAUCUAUUUUUGUUUGCCAAGAACAAGGAAAAACUCUGGUCUGACUAUUACAACCACCUCAUGCCAUGUGAUACUUAAGACCAUUCCACAAUAAUGCCUUUAAGAGUGUUCUAAAAAGUGGCUUUUUAAUGGCAUUGUGAAACUAUAUUCACUGUACAAAGCAUUAACCAUGAAAGAAGGUAAAGAAUACACCAACCAAUGAACAAAAUUAAUGUUAAAAAAGAACUGCAUUUUGCAUUUUUACUACCAAAAAUAUAUAUUUAGGGAACAAACAAUACCAUUACAUGUAUUUAGAGACAUUGGACAUGCUGUGUUUUCUUGGUUGUAUAUUCAGCUGAGGAGGGCUGUUUUCAAAGCCUAAAGGUUUAGGAGCUCACUGCCACAUUUCGCAGCUGCUAUUCUUUCCAGACGAGACUGGGCCUGUAAAGGAAAGAUGUUUAAUUCAGCAAUUGUUUUUAACUAUUUUUACACUGUACCAAAGAUGGCUAACUUGGUAGACUGGCAAACAUGCUAUUUUUCACAUUUUUUGGUUGCUACUGAUUGUUAUAAUACAGUCCACCACUAAGCUCAUUCAGAAUCACUGAACAAUUCUUAUUCAUCUUUGUAAAAUGGAACUACUCACUCGUCUAUAAAGAAGUCUAUGUAAAGAUCUACUGUCACUUCUUUUUCAUAAGAAGUAAUAAAUAGCAAUGAAUUAUA